UAUACUAGAAUGCUCCUCAAUUUGGAGAUUGUGCAGCAGUUAGCAAGUGGAACAACCAAUGGCUUCUAAACCAGGAAUUCUCACUGAUUGGCCAUGGACAUGGCUUGGGAGCUUCAAGUAUGUGGUAUUGGCUCCCUGGGUAAUACACUCGACAUACUCAUACAUGGUGAAGGAUAAAAGUGAGAGGGAUUUUUCUCAGUUUGUCAUAUUCCCUUUCUUACUAUCAAGAAUGCUGCACAACCAAAUAUGGAUUUCGCUCUCUCGCUACCGAACGGCAAAGGGGAAUAACAGGAUCGUCGACAAGAACAUUGAAUUCGAGCAAGUUGAUAGAGAAAGGAACUGGGAUGACCAGAUUAUAUUCAAUGGGAUUUUGUUCUACGUGGGGCAGAAGUAUAUCACACAGGCUCAUCAUAUGCCCUGGUGGAGGACAGAUGGGGUGAUUUUGACUAUUUUGCUGCAUGCAGGUCCAGUGGAGUUUCUCUACUACUGGCUCCAUAGGGCGUUGCACCACCAUUUCCUCUACUCCCGCUACCAUUCCCACCACCACUCCUCCAUCGUCACUGAACCCAUUACAUCCGUAAUUCAUCCAUUUGGGGAGCAUAUAGCAUACUUUAUGCUCUUUGCAAUACCACUGCUUACAACUUUGUGGACGGGAACUGCUUCCCUGCUUUCGUUUGCUGGUUAUAUCACUUACAUUGAUUUCAUGAACAACAUGGGCCACUGCAACUUUGAGCAUAUUCCUAAAUGGCUCUUCUCCAUAUUUCCUCCGCUCAAGUACCUCAUGUACACACCUUCGUACCACUCACUGCACCACACUCAGUUCCGUACCAAUUACUCACUUUUCAUGCCAUUCUACGAUUACAUCUAUGGUACCAUGGACAAAUCAUCAGAUGCAUUAUACGAAAGUUCACUCCUUAGAAAGGAGGAGGCGCCUGAUGUUGUGCAUCUAACUCAUCUAACAACGCCAGAAUCAAUAUAUCAUCUCCGUUUGGGAUUCGCAUACUUGGCUUCUGAGCCUCACAAAUCGAAGUGGUACUUGUGGUUAAUGUGGCCUGUGACAUUUUGGUCGAUGAUGGUCACUUGGAUAUACGGGCGCACGUUUAUUGUUGAGAGAAACAUCUUCAAACACCUAAAAUUGCAAACAUGGGCUGUCCCCAAAUACAGCAUUCAAUACUACAUGCAAUGGCAGAGAGAGUCAAUAAACAAUUUGAUUGAGGAUGCUAUACUAGAAGCUGAGGAGAAGGGCGUUAAGGUUUUGAGCCUGGGUCUACUGAAUCAGGAAGAGGGACUUAAUAGAAAUGGUGAACUUUUCUUGAGAAGGCAACCUCAGCUGAAAGUGAAGUUGGUAGAUGGAAGUAGUUUAGCGGUUGCUAUUGUGCUGAAUAGCAUUCCUAAGGGUACAACUCAAGUGGUCCUUCGAGGGAAUCUGACAAAGGUUGCUUACUCCAUUGCCCUUGCCUUAUGCAAAGGGGGAAUCCAGGUAUUCACACUGCACGAGAAUGAGUAUAAGAAACUCAAAGAAAAGCUUAGCUGUGAUGCUGGAAAUAAUUUGGUCCUCUCUAAACACAAUCUGUCAAAGACAUGGUUAGUCGGAGAUGGACUAAGGGAAGAUGAACAACUCAAGGCAUCAAAAGGAACAGUUUUCAUUCCGUUCUCUCAGUUUCCUCCAAAGAAAAUGCGCAAAGAUUGUUUAUACAACAACACACCAGCAAUGUUGGCUCCCAAGCAUCUUGAAAAUGUUGACUCUUGUGAGAACUGGUUGCCAAGAAGAGUAAUGAGCGCAUGGCGCAUAGCAGGUAUUCUGCAUGGCAUUGAAGAAUGGAACGUGCACGAGUGUGGAAACAUGAUGUUUGAUAUUGAAAAGAUCUGGCAAGCCAGCCUUGAGCAUGGAUUCCGUCCAUUAACAGUUUCCGCGGAAAAGGCAAACUAGACAAUAUUUUAUUUCAGAUGAUAUUUCUGGAAUCUGCCUAUAUCUUCAAGGAAGUAAUAUGGUAUGCUGCAUUUUGAGAACCGAGUUUGAGUGCUUGUCUAGUCCAAUGUUAAGCCCAUGAAACAAAGUUAACAAACCGAUGGUUUUCGCCAGUGAUUCAAUAAUAUAUGUGAUGGAAGAGUUGUCAACUUCUGAAGGUGAUCUAUUACUUGUGGCCAA
This is a messenger RNA of Sesamum indicum (sesame), 2149 nucleotides long. Its product is annotated as very-long-chain aldehyde decarbonylase CER1. Lineage: Eukaryota; Viridiplantae; Streptophyta; Magnoliopsida; Lamiales; Pedaliaceae. Gene Ontology annotation, biological process: lipid biosynthetic process. The record is from RefSeq and is a predicted model, not a curated record. Gene Ontology annotation, molecular function: oxidoreductase activity; iron ion binding.